Humulus lupulus (European hop) is the source of this 1669-nucleotide messenger RNA. RefSeq names its product double-stranded RNA-binding protein 1-like. The coding region runs from base 365 to 1429 and encodes 354 amino acids. Gene Ontology annotation, biological process: regulation of gene expression; rRNA processing. NCBI's taxonomy places the organism in Eukaryota, Viridiplantae, Streptophyta, Magnoliopsida, Rosales, Cannabaceae. Gene Ontology annotation, molecular function: double-stranded RNA binding; ribonuclease III activity. Gene Ontology annotation, cellular component: nucleus. The record is from RefSeq and is a predicted model, not a curated record. The transcript is spliced from 3 exons.
UCUCUCUCUCUCUCUCGCUCUCGCUCUCUCUCAACUCAAUCACGGCGACCAAAUCCAGCAACCUCGCCCAGGCUCAGUUCACUUCCAACCUCUCUCGGCGCGAGAACAACCUCGCCUACUCCACGGCACGGCAGCAUCCCCCUGGGCAUUUAUGAGUACGAACCAAGGACCCUCGCUCACCAAUUAUUACUUUAAUUGGAGGAAUUAGAGCAAAUCAAAGGUGGGAAACAUUGAGAGUGGUGAGCUGAUCAGCCCCAGAAUUAUUCUAACAUCAAUGAAAGUGAAACAACUUCUUUGCAUUGUCUUCUCACCUAUACAAUCCUGUUGAGACUUGUAGAGUGGUGCGUGCUUCCAUAAGCUGACCAUGUUAAGAGUUCCCAAUCCUGUUCCUGGUGUUUCAAAUUGCUAUGUAUUCAAGAGCCGAUUGCAGGAGUAUGCUCAAAAGGUGGGAGUAGGUACUCCUGUGUAUGAGACUACGAAAGAAGGUCCCUCCCAUGAGCCCUUUUUUAAGUCAACUGUGAUUGUAAAUGAUGUCAGAUAUGAUUCUUUGCCCGGGUUUUCCAACCGCAAGGCGGCCGAGCAGUCAGCUGCUGAAGUUGCUCUCAGGGAGUUAGCUAAAUCUGGUGGGAGUGGUGAUGUCAACCAAUGCAUUUCUCAACCAGUUCAUGAAACUGGAUUAUGCAAAAAUCUGCUGCAGGAGUACACACAAAAGAUGAACUAUGCUAUCCCUUUAUAUCAAUGUCAGAAAGAUGAAGCCCCCGGCCGAGCAGCCCUAUUUUCAUGUUCCAUUGAGAUUGGGGGAAUUCGAUAUAUUGGUGCUUCGGCUAGAACGAAAAAAGAGGCUGAGAUAAAAGCUGCCAGAACUGCACUUUUAGCUAUCCAGUCAAGUGCUUCCGAGUCCUACAAUAAACAAAUUGAAAAUGCUCAGUUGACUGUGCUUCCCUGCAAGAAACGAAGCAUCGAGUCAAAUGCCAAGGUUGAGGAGCCUCUGAGCUCUCCAAAGCCAAAGAAGGCACGGUUUAGGAAGAAAACAUUUAAGAAAAAAUUCUCCGGGAAUCGGGCAAACCAAACUGAAGUUAAUAAUGCAGGAAAGUGCAAUGUGGGAACUGAUGAUGCAUUGGUAGUGGCUUCUGAACAAUUGGGUACUGAAACUGUUUUGGUGAACCCCCAAGAUGAGAUGCACCAAAUGCCUCAAAGUGAAACAGAAAAAGUUUCUGCUGGUGAAGGUGGUUCUUUGACCAAUGUUGUUGAAAAUGGGCAGUCAACAGUUUCAGAUUCCAAUCAAAGCAAUAGUGGGACUCUUCCUCCAAUCUCUUCUGAGGGGGCUUUAACUAAUUCUACUGAUGUGGCUAAAGUGGAGACUUCAAGUGCCGAUACUAAUGUUAUUCAGUCGGAACAGAAUUUCCAAGCUGAUGACAAGCCCAUGUAAGAAUGCAGGGGCUCAGAGUAUGGAAUUUAUUUUGCAUUAAAGUAUAGGGGGGAUCUGAAUUUUGAUAGCUUAGUUAGCAGAGUGAGGUAGUUUCAAGUUGAUUUAUACGUAAUUGAUUAAUCCAUGUCUUUGUAAGAGAAUGCCUUUGCAUUGCUUACUUUAUCUUUACUUGUGUUAAGCAUAUUUUAUUGGAAGUUGAAACAAGAGGGAGAAAAUGACUACUUUAUAGUUUUGACUAAA